UUACGUCAUUCUUCAUUUCCAACGAUUGCUUUCACUUUUUCUUCAAUUUUUUCGGGAUAUUAUCGUUAACUGCACUCUUUUUUCGACCCGUGAUCUGCACUUAAUGCUUUGUGACGUUGGGGUUUUUUUCUUUUUAAUUUACCAUUGCGAUUAGCGUUUUGGUUGAGCCUUGUAAACGCAGCAAUCCCACAUGGAAAAGGGCGCGCUGCAGAACGGAGUUUGUACCUCGGAGUCUGUCGACGGAAGUCGUGAUGUGUGGAGUUCCAAGGUAUCUGAUUCUUCCUCGGCCGACCAUCUAGUUGUCAUGGUCAAUGGAAUCCUGGGAAGUGCCACAGAUUGGAAGUUUGCUGCAGAGCAAUUUGUUAAAGCGCUUCCUGAUAAAGUGUUCGUUCACUGUAGUGAACGAAAUGUGUCUAGGUUGACCCUGGAUGGUGUGGAUGUAAUGGGGGAGCGAUUGGCAGAGGAGGUUAUUGAUGUUAUCCGAAGAAAGCCCAACAUGCGUAAGAUAUCCAUUGUUGCCCACUCUGUGGGAGGACUAGUGGCAAGGUAUGCAAUUGGGAGACUGUAUAGGCCGUCUGAAAGAGAAUGCAUGGAUGACUCAUGCACUACAGAAAGUAAAGAAGACUUAAGUGGUACCAUAUGUGGCUUAGAGGCAAUGAAUUUCAUUACUGUUGCUACCCCUCAUCUGGGAUCUAGGGGCAAUAAGCAGGUUCCAUUUCUUUUUGGUGUACCUGCAAUUGAGAAACUUGCAAGCUGUGUUAUUCAUUUGAUUUUUAGAAGAACUGGUCGUCAUCUUUUCCUUACUGAUGUUGAUGAAGGAAAGCCACCAUUGCUCAAACGCAUGCUAGAAGAUUUUGAGGAACUUCAUUUCAUGUCUGCGUUGCGUACUUUUAAACGCCGGAUUGUAUAUUCAAAUGUGGGCUAUGAUCAUAUUGUUGGCUGGAGAACAUCAUCUAUCAGAAGAAAUAAUGAACUUCCGAAGUGGGAGAAUACAGUAAAUGAAAAAUAUCCACAUGUUGUAUAUGAAGAACACUGCAAGGCAUGUGAAGCUGAGCAGUGUGAUUUAUUAGAUGAAAGCUCUGAUAAGAUUGAAGAGGAGCUGGUGACAGGCUUAUCUCGUGUGUCAUGGGAAAAGGUAGAUGUUAGUUUUCACAGUAGUAGACAGAGAUUUGCUGCUCAUAGUAUCAUUCAGGUCAAAGACCAAACCUCGCAUCUAGAAGGUGCAGAUGUCAUACGCCAUAUGAUUGAUCAUCUUCUGACGUAAAAGCUAAUGAUUCCUUGGACUGAGUAAUUCUUAGCUAUUUAAGCUUUCUCUAAGGGGUAUGAGCAACCCCUUGACCAAUAUAGAGUUCUCCAUAUAUCAAGGUGAAAUAGCUUUUGAAAUUUUUGUUUUAUCUAUGAACAAUUCAUUUUGUGUGUAAAUUAUGAAGUUAUAAGGGGAAAGACAGAAACAUCCAUUCGGGAAAGUAUGAAUAGAGGCAGUUGCCCGAUUCUAGUUAAAAUACUAUGGAUGGUGGCAUGAUAUGGAGCUCACUUGUUAAAACUGGAUGAAAAUAAGUAAAAAUGAAAGUGUAAAUGGGAAAAAGGUUUCAUGUGAUUUUUACGUUGAUAUUUUCCUUUUAA
Neltuma alba is the source of this 1623-nucleotide messenger RNA. RefSeq names its product putative lipase YOR059C. Gene Ontology annotation, biological process: lipid metabolic process. The transcript has 11 exons. Lineage: Eukaryota; Viridiplantae; Streptophyta; Magnoliopsida; Fabales; Fabaceae. The record is from RefSeq and is a predicted model, not a curated record. Bases 191 to 1264 code for a protein of 357 amino acids.